Messenger RNA from Cuscuta europaea, 2754 nucleotides. The record is from the annotation of a GenBank genome assembly. NCBI's taxonomy places the organism in Eukaryota, Viridiplantae, Streptophyta, Magnoliopsida, Solanales, Convolvulaceae.
CCGAAAUCGAAAGUCAACGCCCCUCCCCACCCACUCUUUCUCUCUCCCAUUAUUCUGCUCAAAUCCCCCGUGCAUAUUCCUUCUUCUUCCUCGAUCACCCGGAGGUAAUAUGAGUGAGUGAGUGUAAAUUUGUGGUUUUUCAGAGCUAAAGAAAGAAUAUUUCUGUUGGAAUUGUGGGUUUUCUGUUUCCGCUUUUCUUUCUCUUUUUUGACUUAAGAAUUAAGAAAAAGGAUGGGAAACGGUGCUGGUAAACUGAACGUCUGCUUCACCAGCGGCGACGUCUCAGAACCGCACCGGCGGAGGAAUUUGAAAGCGGUGACUUCCGACCCAUUAGAUGACCUGGGCCACUCUUUCUGCUACGUUCCCGACGUGGCGCGUCUCUCCACAUCCAAGGUCCACUCCGAGGAAACGACGAUGUUCCGCUCGAUUUCCGGCGCCUCCGUCAGCGCAAACACCUCGACGCCGCUGUCCACGGCGUUUGUAGACGUAUACUCGUACAACAAUAGCAUCGAUCGGUCUUCAACUUUCGAGAGUUCCACAUCCUUCGCUUCCAUUCCUCUGCAGCCUAUCCCGAGAAACUCUUCAAUCCACUCCGGUCCGCUACUCGGCGCCGGUUUCGCGCAGGCCUCCGGCGGCUUUAUGUCCGGCCCGAUUGAGAGGGGGUUCCUAUCGGGACCCCUCGAUCGAGGCACGUUUUCAGGCCCGCUGGAGAAAGGCUCCGCUGAUCAGUUCCGGCGGAGCUUCUCUUAUGGGGGAGGUUUCGGGCUACGAUCCAAAUUGAGGAAGCGGAAACUGAUUCGGGUCAUCCAGAGAGCUAUCUCGAAAACCAUAAGCAGGGGGCAGAACUCAAUUGUGGCUCCAAUUAAAGGAUCCAUUUCAACCAAAGAACCCAAUUGGGUUGUCGGGUCGGAGAAGCAGAACGAUUUCAUAGUCAGUAGUGCCAAUCUGAGCAGCGAGUGCAGCUUGGAUGAUGACGAUUCACCCGGAAGCCGAAAUCUCCAAUGGGCUCAGGGAAAAGCGGGUGAGGAUCGGGUCCACGUGGUGGUGUCCGAAGAACAUGGGUGGGUCUUUGUUGGGAUUUAUGAUGGGUUCAAUGGUCCGGAUGCUCCGGAUUAUUUGGUAUCCAAUUUAUACCCAGCUGUUCAUCGGGAGCUCAAGGGACUGCUAUGGGAUGAUAAGUUCGAAUCAACCACCAAUGCAGCUCAAACUCUCCAGUCUUCAACUCUCGAACCGGAUUAUGUGAAUCGAACCGUAAAAGAUGAAGUGCCUAGAGAUAGAACAAGGGAUGGUUGCACGAGAUAUGUUGAGCAAGAGGGUUAUCCUUGUACAAGGGAAGUUUCGAAUUCCGAUCCUAAGUUUAGGAGAAACAAGGGGAAGAACAGAUACAAGGGAGCAGGAGGAGCGGCUAAGAGAUGGGAGGAGAAUCAGAGAAAAUGGCGGUGUGAAUGGGACAGGGAAAGGCUGGAGCUCGAUAAGAGGUUAAAAGAGCAAUUUAGCAGGACCGGGUGUCGGGAUUCAAGAGCGAUUAAUCACAAUGAUGUAUUGAAAGCUUUGUCUCAAGCGUUGAAGAAGACGGAGGAGGCCUAUUUAGAUCUCGCAGACUUGAUGCUCGAUGAAAAUCCCGAACUAGCUUUGAUGGGUUCGUGUGUUAUGGUAAUGUUGAUGAGAGGGGAGGACGUUUAUGUGAUGAAUGUUGGUGAUAGCCGGGCAGUUUUGGCUCAGAAGAAGGAGCCUGAUCUUUGGAGUCAGGAUUUGGAAAGGAUCAAUGAAGAAUCAUUUCAUGAUCUUGAAGGGAUUGAUGUUGAACGGUUAGAUGCGGUUUCAUGUUUAACUGCUUUUCAGCUAACCACGGAUCAUAGCACUUCUGUGAGAGAGGAAGUUGAAAGAAUAAGAAAGGAACACAAAGAUGAUGUUUCAGCUGUUGUGAAUGAUCGUGUUAAAGGUUCACUAAAGGUCACCCGAGCUUUUGGUGCUGGUUUUCUCAAACAGCCAAAAUGGAACAAUGCACUUUUAGAGAUGUUUCGGAUUCACUAUGUUGGGAUAUCCCCAUACAUAAGCUGUGUUCCUUCACUAUACCAUCACCGGUUAGGAACAAGAGACAGGUUCUUAAUAUUGUCAUCAGAUGGACUCUAUCAAUACUUCACGAACGAAGAAGCUGUUCAAGAAGUUGAACAUUUCAUCGCAUGGUCACCUGAAGGAGACCCAGCCCAGCAUCUUGUUGAAAAAGUUCUGUUUCGGGCAGCGAAGAAAGCAGGUACUAGUAAUGCCUUGUUUGGAUGAACAAAAUCAAAAGGAUGUAUGUUUAUUUUCCCCGAAUGACAAAACUUUAUGUUCCAGGUUUGGAGUUUCAUGAAUUGCUUGAAAUCCCACAGGGUGAUCGGCGGAAGUACCACGACGAUGUUUCGAUAAUUGUUAUUUCAUUGGAAGGAAGAAUAUGGAGAUCUUGUGUAUAGUAUGUAGGAAAGUUAUAUAUAGAAAUCCAAAACCCCACCAUUUUUGCCCUUUUUUUAACCAUGGCAUCUCUGUGAAGAUAAUAACCAACACUCUGUAAAAAGGAGUGAUGUGCAAUAUGAAUGGAGGUGAUUGGGAUUGUAAAGGUGUAAAUGCAGCUGUGCAUUGUUAUUAAAAAUGACAGUCUUUCUCUAUUAAAGACUUACUUUUCUAGGAAGAGAAGUUUUGUUCUUAUAACUAGUAGUGAUAUUCCAUCUAAUAAAAAUUCAACAUCUUAAGAUGUUUUUUGUCUUUGAAACCAAA